AAGAUUUUGUCUUUGUAAGUUUGUUAUCUGGAAAAAGAUUUGGUCUUUAUUUCUUGAUUAUGGUGGGAGUUGGGGGGUGUUGAUUGGAAAUUUGUGAGAUUUGUAUUUAUUAUUCUUGAUGGGCUGUUAUUUUGUUAUCUUAUUUUUUAUAUGGAACCAAAAGAUGGUCCUUAGGUGGUGAAAAAGUAGAAAAAAAUUCAAUCUUGAUUACUUGUAAGACUUCUAUUUUGUGGUUUUGCAGGUGGGGUGGCGUUGGAUUUUGAUUAUUUUGUGUUUUCACCUUUCCUUUUUUACUGAUAAAUUUGUGGACAAUGUUGUUCUGAUAUUAUGUGACCAAGUCAUAUGAAGCAGGUUCUUCUUUUUCUUUUUGUGAAUCUUUAUGUUUCUUGUUUGUUUUUUUUAAGGAGCCAAAAAUUGGUGUACUUUAAUUACAACUUGCUGAUUGUUUUUUUGGAGUAAAGGAGGUGAAAAGUAGAAAAAGUAGUCUUGUAAUCUGUGGUGCUGCAGGAACCAAAAAUUGGUGUAAUUCAAUUACAAAUUGUCGUUUGUUUUUGGGAGUGAAGAAGGUGAAAAGGAGAAAAAGAUUGAAUCUUGAUUACCUUUUGGACUUCUAAUCUGUGGUUCUGCAGUCAGAUUCAGAUAUUCUUCAUCGCACCACGUUGAGUAGGGAUUUGAAUUGAAACAAGGUUCUUAGGCCUACGGGGGUGCCAGAUUUACGGUUCUAUCAUGUGCUUAUAUCAGUCGAUGGUGAAGGAUUUUAGUGAGGGAUAAACUUUGAAUUCAUGGAGAACUCGUGUGAAUUUCUGAGCAAUGGAAAACCAGCUGAUCCUGGCUUGCAAAUUAUAAGGCACCCUUCCUACCAAUCUUGUGGGAAAUUAUCGUUAUCUUGGUUUGAUAUUAGAAUUUUCUACAUCAGAAUCAGCAAUUUUAUGGUCGAUGAUUCAACCCCAGAAAGUCUUACUCUUAACCAUAUCCCUCUAAGCCCCGAUACGCUGCUUGAAAUAAAUGGUAAAAGAUGCUCCAUGUACUCCGAAGGAUCCUCUUGCCUUCUUCGAAGGGAUCGUGUUGAUAAGAAAGCUGAAGAAGCUACAUUUGUGAGCACAGAUAGCGUAAGAUUGACAGGGAGUGUGACCUUUGAGGUUUCCUAUAAAGAUGAUCUUGUUCUCUCUGGGGUUUUGGAGAUGGCGAACAUCAACGGUUUUUCCGGGGAUUCUAAAAACUGUCUUAGGAGAUGGAGCAUGAACUGUGAAUCAGUUUUGAGUGCUGGCACUGGCUUUUUGAAGGGAAAACACAUUGUGGGUUCUGAAUCAUUGUCGCCCACAAUUGAAGUCUACGUCACCGGUUGCUUCUCUGGGACACCUAUCAUCUUAACUAAGACUUUGCAGCUAAAUCACAGGAAGAAGCACCAUAGAAAGGGUAUGUUAGACUCCAUACCGGAGCAUGAAACAGCUGAACAGCAUAAAAAAGUCUCACCUGAACAUGAUCUGCAGGCAACAGAAGACAGAAAUUAUAAGCCAGAAAGCGAAGAAGACUACAACAUGUACUGGGGACGAACAGAACUUAUGGAUGGAGAAGACGGAGAAAUGUCCUGGUUCAAUGCUGGGGUCCGAGUUGGUGUUGGGAUUGGCCUUGGCAUUUGCGUAGGAGUUGGAGUAGGAGUUGGUUUAUUAGUCCGUACGACACGAAACUUAAGAAGGCGCCUUAUGUAGUUAUUAUACAUAGCAUACAUAUAAAGGCUAACAACAGAGAGAAACUUGUUUUAAGAGUAUAUUCUACUUCCCAGACAUUUUCGACAUUUCUAACCAUUUUCGUUUUCAUGUGUAAUAUGUUUUCUGCUUCUUUUUCCUCCUUCGCGGCCCCCUAGUUUCCUUUUUUACCUCUCCAGUUGGCGGCCUUUUGGUGCUGAGGAGUGCAACAGUUGCUAAAGAUGUAUGGACAUGUAUAGGUAAUGUUAUAGUACCAUGUUGAGCUUGUUUAUUUGUGUGUAAAUUUUUAUUUUUGAGAAGAAUAGAAAGGAUUUUCGUGUGAGAA
Molecule: messenger RNA, 2031 nt
Organism: Capsicum annuum
Lineage: Eukaryota; Viridiplantae; Streptophyta; Magnoliopsida; Solanales; Solanaceae
Exons: 4
Coding region: 783-1709 (308 amino acids)
Molecular function (GO): phosphoglycerate dehydrogenase activity
Source: RefSeq, a predicted model, not a curated record